Messenger RNA from Caenorhabditis auriculariae, 1772 nucleotides. The record is from the annotation of a GenBank genome assembly. Lineage: Eukaryota; Metazoa; Nematoda; Chromadorea; Rhabditida; Rhabditidae.
AUGUCCCUGAACGACGCUCAUCAGUACUGUCACAAGCUUUCCGAAGGCUCCCACUUGUUGCGGAUAGAAUGCGGCGGCGAGAAUGACUUCGUCACCGGUUUUUUUUUCAACUCAACAAUAAGUCUAAUAUUCGAAGUUAAGGUCUACUGCGACCACCGAGCAAAGUUUGGAUUGACGCCCGUGCUCGGUUCGAUAUUCUAGACGGUUCGGCCGGUCUUUUCGGUCCUGGAUUCGUUUUCCGGUGGCCUAAUGGUGAGUGAUUUGGUCGUGAAAAAUCGAGAAGAAAUUGUGCAAAAAGAGCUGCGGAAGUUAGAGCUGCUAAAUCUCUGAAAGUGCGCUCCACCGCUAAUCAAUAUGGCUGACGGAUUUUUUGAUCUUUUAAAGUUAUACUUCUUUAUGAAAAAUCGUGAAAAUGACAUUAUCAAUGGAGCGCGCUUUCUUCCUUUCAUCGCGGCUAUUUUUUCCUGACACAGUCGAAUAUGUUCCAUGUUCCUUUUUUUUCUAAAUUCCGUCUGAUAUGUCUGCACUCUCACUUUCCCUUCCCCUUGCUUCAAGGUUGCUUCAAAAAAGUGCCCCGAAACUUCAAAACCAUUAUGAUUCGACUAAAACCAAUCCAUCUCAGGAAAAAUCGUCCGAUUCACGAAAUGGGCCGAUGGGAAUGGCGUAAACGUCAUAGACAAGCUGAACAAAUGCGUUCUGAUGGAGGAGACGGGUGCUUGGACCAACGCCGACUGCGACUCGACGGCGUCGGUCAUCUGCGAGAAGCGACUCCAUCGACCUUAUGAGAAGUUCUGUCCGAAGCAUUGGGUCUACAACAAGGAGACCGCAGCCUGCUAUCGGACCAUUUCCAAGACCAACAUGACGAUUUUGGAGGCCGAUGAUCGGUGCUUCAGUUUCGGUAUGUUCGGGGUCCCAUGGGUGUGUUUCUUGAAGCCCAGUUUACAUUGUGGUCACUAUGAAUCUAAAUCAUUCAAAUCCUCGUUGAACCUUCUGAAGUGGUCACUAGAGUGCAUAGAAGACUACUGAAGUUAUGAGGAUGCUUUCUAAAAAUCACAAAGCUCCAGUUAGACACCUAAAGUGGUCACUAUAGGUUCUAGCAGCCCAGGAACUUCAUUAUGACUUCUUCAAUGAUCAAUACCAAGUCCAAUAAGCUUCUUUUAAUGCUCUAAAGGGGCCACUUAAAAUUUUAAACGUCUAGGAGCUCCAAUUAGACCACUCUAUAACUACUAGUAUCUUCCACGGUGCUAAAUUUGACCCCUCAAGUGACCACUAGGAAUCUCAUUUGGACCUCUCAAGAGCAUACUAAAUACAAUGAUCUGAACUCCUUCCAGGCCUUGAACAUCGACAGGACGCCAUGCUUACAAGUGUCAGCGACGAAAUGGAGAACAAAUUCGUCCUGGGUAAGACUUCUAGGAGGAGGUUCAUCUCUGUGAAACUUCCAGAACUAGCCAAGGAGAAGAACAGCAACUUUGAAUUCGUCUUUUUGGGCGGAUACGGGCGGUCUAACAACGGGAACAAGUGGCACUGGAUGGAUGGUCAGUUUGAAAAUCGAAAUUGUAUCCAAUUAGCUAUGGAGCGCACAAAAAUCAUCGUCAGGAGCUAUUUCUUCAGGCUCCUCAUUCAAGUACCAAAACUGGGACCGGGGAAUGCCGUUUGGCCGGAGAGCCCUGGCCGUUCUGGUGAUGAACAAGCGAGGGAAAUGGGUCAAUCACUACGCCGACAGAAUUCUCUCGCAGUUCAAUGCCGUCGCCGUUUGCAAGUUCAAGUCAUAG